Molecule: messenger RNA, 740 nt
Organism: Rhinopithecus roxellana (golden snub-nosed monkey)
Lineage: Eukaryota; Metazoa; Chordata; Mammalia; Primates; Cercopithecidae
Gene: MRPS14
Product: mitochondrial ribosomal protein S14
Exons: 3
Coding region: 93-479 (128 amino acids)
Biological process (GO): translation
Cellular component (GO): ribosome; mitochondrial small ribosomal subunit
Molecular function (GO): structural constituent of ribosome
Source: RefSeq, a predicted model, not a curated record
CGCCCCGCGCGACCCAGGCCCCGCCCCUCGUGUCCUAGGCUAUUCGGUAGUGUCAAUAAAGUUGCAGCGCUUUGUAGUUUGCGGCGGACAACAUGGCGGCCUUCAUGCUGGGUUCGUUGCUUCGGACGUUGAAGCAGAUGGUUCCUUCAUCAGCUUCAGGCCAAGUUCGAAGUCACUACGUAGACUGGAGAAUGUGGCGCGAUGUGAAGAGACGAAAAAUGGCCUAUGAAUACGCAGAUGAGAGGCUACGUAUUAAUUCACUCAGGAAGAAUACCAUUUUGCCAAAAACUCUUCAGGACGUGGCCGAUGAAGAAAUCGCUGCCCUCCCACGGGAUAGCUGUCCUGUUAGAAUCAGAAAUCGGUGUGUUAUGACGUCCCGUCCGCGUGGUGUGAAGCGGCGCUGGAGGCUUAGUCGUAUAGUCUUCCGUCACUUAGCUGACCACGGGCAACUUUCUGGGAUCCAGCGAGCAAUCUGGUAAAUGAGCUCCAGAACCUAUUGAGCUUGCAGGGAAGCCAGUUCCAGCAAGAAAAGAUUUUUUUAAUAGACCAAACCCUACUCUACAGGGGCCCAGUGCAGUUGUUUGGCCUACCUGAUGCUAUCUCUAAACUACUUUUAAAAUGAAGAAAUUUGGGUGUUUCAUGUCAGUGAAUUAUCUUUUCUCUUGGACUUAAUAAACAUACUGUUCCAUACAUAGUGCAAAGAGUAGUAUAAUAAAUAUUUUCUGUGAAUAUGUUUUUUA